CAUGGCAGCGCCGGGGGGUAAAUAGACGCAACUUUUUAAUCUUUUCCAGUUUUCUUAUGUAAAUUGAAAACAAUGACAGUUAUCACGACAAGACAACUCUCUAGGGGAACUCUUGGUUUAGUGGCAUAAAUUUCAGUGAGGGACAUCGCCGUUUUAGCUCGCAAAAGUGUCCUGGAUUGUUGAGGUAAAAUUUGGUCUGCCCCCCUCCCACUGACAAGUACACGUGUCAAAACAUAAACAGAGUCAGCUGUCGCGAGGUGUUGGAGUUGGGCGGGAACCACAGAACUGACGGAGUUUUUGGCAACCAUGGGCUGCUACUGCAGCAAGGGCCUGGUCACCAUCAACAACAGGGCCUUCUACAUGCAGGAAAGGAUUGGAGAAGGGGGUUAUGCCUACAUAGAUCUGAUAGAAGACAAGAAAUCUGGGAAGUUUUUUGCUCUGAAGAGGAUCACGUGUCAUUCCAAGGAGGAUGAGACUGAGGCACUGAGAGAAGCAGAGUACUGUAGAAUGUUUGACCACCCCAAUAUCAUCAAGGUUGAGGAGUUUACAACAGUCAAGAAAACCCAGUCCACAUCUGUAUGGAUAGUUUUCCCAUUUUACAAGCUGGGUUCUCUACAAGACCUGAUUGAGAAGAUGGCCAAGAACAAUGGACACAUCCAUGAGGACAGACUACUGGGCAUCUUCAAGGGCAUCUGUGAAGGGGUCAAGGCCAUGCACGAGGCCACUCCUGCACCGGUCACUCAUAGAGACAUCAAACCAGCCAAUGUCCUGUUAGAUGAGAACGACACCCCCGUUCUGAUGGACUUUGGGUCCAUGGGUCCAGCCAGGGUGGAGAUUAAAGGGUCAGGAGAAGCUCAAGCCAUGCAGGAUCUAGCAGCUGCCAAGUGCACCAUGCCCUGGAGAGCUCCUGAACUCUUCCAUGUGGAAAGUCACUGUAUUAUAGAUGACAAGGUGGACAUUUGGUCCCUAGGCUGUACCCUGUAUGCCAUGGUGUACCUGGAGGGUCCGUUUGAUGCCGUGUGGCAGAAGGGAGACAGUGUGCAAUUAGCAGUCCUCAGCAGAAAUGUCAAGUUUCCAGAGGAUCAACAGUCAUUAUACUCUGCGGAGUUGUUAGACCUGAUUAACGCCCUACUGGUGGUUAACCCAGCCGAGAGACCAAAUAUCAACUGGGUGAUCCAGAGGGUGGAGGAUCUGUGUAUUAAUGCCCUGGCUGCUAACAGGGUCUAAUCUACUGUCACUUAAGUCCUUUAAUUUUAAUCUUCCACAUCACAAGUAUCCUACAUAGUAUAGUAUAGUAUCCUGGCAUUUUUUCCAGCCUAGGGUCCACUACAAUUGUCACUUGAGACAAAACGUCUUUUUGAGCAGGGUUUCAAAAUGCUAGGUGCAUAUGCACCUUAAUUAAUAUCCUCUUCAUCCAAGACAUUGUAAGACCAUGACAUAUAUGCACCUUAAUGAAGGUAAAAUUGGAGCUGUGCAGGUAUUUCUGAUGUCUACCUGCACCUAACCUGCACUGGUCCAUGUACUGGGUUUAUAUGUACAUGUACAUGUUCAUGUAUAUGGAUUUUUAUUUUCUGCAGUGAAUGUUUAUGAAGUAUAAUGGUUUAAUAAGUCUUUAUCUUCAAGAUAUAACAAAGAAAAUAACAGAAAUAACAAAACUGCUUUAUACAAGGCCAGGAAACUACAGUACAUGUAGGUUUUUAGACUUUCUUUUUAAAAUUUUUGAGCAUUGGCUACUCUUUUUACCUUGCUUGCAGUCAUGCUUUGCAUUCCAGUUAAAUAAGUUUAGAUGUAGCAGGGUUGACUUUAUGGUAACUUCUCCUUUACAGAGUGUUGCAGAUAUGAUAUUAACUCUAUAAAUAUCUGUAUAAAAAUCAUUUCUUAUAUUAGGCAACUUAGUACAUCUGUACUGUUAAAAAGAGUUAUGGCUACUGUAUAUGGUGGGGAAAUAAUUUUUGGAAAUGAGAAUAUUUAUUAGUCUCAAAAGAGAGAUUUUACUUUCAAAAAGUUUUUGUCAAUUUGGGAUAUUUACUGGCAUUAUCUAAACACUUACAUGUAUUUUGAAUGUAAGGUUUAAGUUAUAAAUACUAAAUAAUUUCACAGUCAUUUUCCUGUGUUUAAGCUAUUCUCAACUUCAUAACCCUAUAACCUAUAGAGUCAAACAGCUACUUCAGUGUGGUUCAAGACUUCAUCUAUUCUACAAUCAAUCAUUUUCUCUACAUUUUCCUUUCAAUUGUCAAGUAGGUCGGGAUCUUUUGAAGUAAAAGAAAAAAAAUGCUAAAUGAAAGACAAUCCCAAGAAAUGUGUUAAAUGCUGUUGGCUACAUGGGGUGCAAUAUACAUGUAGCCAAGGGUUUGUUAUCUUGGAGGUUAAAAGCUGAAUGUACAAGGUACAAGUUAUAUUGUAUAGUUAAUGGAACUACAUGUAUGGUGGGUAUUUCAUGCAAUGGUUAUUAUAAGCCAUGACAGUUUAGAAGAAAUUAACUUUAAACUGUUGAAGGCAACCCUCUACAAGAUUUUUGUAGACUCUAUUAUAAAUUUAUCCUAUGUAAAGAUAUAUAAAUUUGCAAUUUAAGGCUAUUAUCCGAGGAGAUGGUAUUAAUAAUGGUAUCUAACAUGGAAAAUGCAAUGGUCAUCUUUGUUCCGGAAUCCUGGCUAUCUCUAUAUAUAAGAGAAUGAAUCUCUUAGUUUCAAGUUUAAGAAAUGUUAUGAUGUAGUACUGUUUCAAAUAUUGUAAACCUGGCAACUUGAAUAUGAAAUGCUGACAAGAGAAUUCUUCUGUAAAUUACAGAUUUAACUUUAUAAAGUUAAUUGCAAGUUUGCAACUUAAAUAUAAAAAUUCUAAAUGUCUUACUUCUA
Messenger RNA from Branchiostoma belcheri (Belcher's lancelet), 2855 nucleotides. RefSeq names its product serine/threonine-protein kinase 16-like. The transcript has 8 exons. The record is from RefSeq and is a predicted model, not a curated record. The coding region runs from base 307 to 1227 and encodes 306 amino acids. Gene Ontology annotation, cellular component: cytoplasm; Golgi apparatus. Gene Ontology annotation, molecular function: protein serine/threonine kinase activity; ATP binding. Lineage: Eukaryota; Metazoa; Chordata; Leptocardii; Amphioxiformes; Branchiostomatidae. Gene Ontology annotation, biological process: protein phosphorylation.